Podarcis lilfordi (Lilford's wall lizard) is the source of this 5611-nucleotide messenger RNA. The record is from the annotation of a GenBank genome assembly. NCBI's taxonomy places the organism in Eukaryota, Metazoa, Chordata, Lepidosauria, Squamata, Lacertidae.
AUGGAUGGUCUGAUGGGAGAACCUGAAAAUGGAUCCUUGCUGCUAGAUCCCCCAGCAAGUUCCUCACCUUUGGAUCCGUUCUUGCAACCCCUGGACUUCAUUGAACCCUGGAACUUCCACCUUCUCUCUGCUCUGAUGUUCUUGGUGACUUCCCUGUCCCUCUUCGAGAAUUUUACCGUCAUCCUGGUGACUCUGAAAUUCAAGCAGUUGAGGCAACCUCUAAACUAUGUCAUCGUGAACCUCUCCGUGGCCGAUUUCCUGGUCUCCUUGAUUGGGGGCACAAUCAGCUUUUUGACUAAUCUGAAGGGUUAUUUUUUCAUGGGCCACUGGGCAUGUGUGCUGGAAGGAUUUGCAGUCACGUUCUUUGGUAAGUGAAAAGGUUACUGAUCUUCCCAGCCCUCGAUGUAAGUUACACUUGCAGAUGCAUUUAAAUAACAGUGCAAUCCUAUGCAUGCUUAUUCCAAAGUCAAUCCCAUUGAGUCUUAUUUCCCCAAGGAAGUAUGCAUAGGUCUGCACUGUUACAGCCUGCAGGCAAAAGGGACCGGCUCACAGACACGCUGUACCUUGGGACAAUUGCUGAGUUCUUUUGCGCUUGCUGUUACUGAGCUUUUCAUUCUGAAGAUAACACAGCAAGGUUUGCUAGCAGCUAUCCAUUUAUGAGAUUUAGCAAAAGCGCCUUUGUGACUGCUAAUAGGGAUUUAUCUCUUUGCACAUAUACUGGAAGAAAUCCUGUGUGCUACAGAACCCAAACUCCAGGGUGAGGGGGGAGGUAUGAGACAUGCUUUCUUGGGGGACCUUUUAUAAUUUGAAGUGAUAAUGUUGAAGCGUGUCUCCCUGAAAAAUAACGGUAUUGUAACUCAGGGCUAUUAACCAAUUAAAGUGCUCUUCGUUGAUUAAGUGUGGUGCUUCAUCUGGUUAAUUGGUCAAUUACUCUGCAUCUCAGGUCACCCAAAGAGGGCUCCUUCUGCUAGCCAAUGAAUCCUCACAAUCUUCAUAUUUUCUGAACACACUUGCACCUAGCUUGUCAAAUAGCAUUCCUAGGUGAAAUCUAGCAGUUAAUUGGUUCUAUCUUUGUGCCAUCCACAUGGCUACUUCAGGGCAAUUAUGCUGGAUUACAAACAUAGCAAGCUGCCAGUUAAGUGAGUCAGACCACUGGUCCAGUACUGCCUAUGUUCCCAUUGGGAUUAAAUUUGGGACUGUCCCAUUUUACAUAGAUAUAUGUAUUUCCAGUUUCUUCUCAUGGUAAUGCCAUGAAGUUGAAGACUAGCAACUUAAGGCCACCGAGGGAACUUCAGAGUUGUGUGGGGGCCUUGAACCCAGGCUUCCCUAGCCCAAAUCUAAUAUACUACCCACUUUACAACAGCACACUGGGUCUUGGUGAUGAUUGUUCCAUAUGGACCUAUGCUUCAAAUUGCCUUUGCAAAGGGUCGUCCGACGAGCUAUUUCCAUCUGCAGGUCAAGAGCAAUAAUGCUUUCCUAGGACAAUCAUCACAUCCUUUUUCAAGCACCCUCAGGGGAAUGGCAAUGGGAGGUCUGUUCCCCCCUGAAUCUUCUAGCAAUAACAACACUGACUGCUGGCAAAGAGUGAAGUCUUCCACAGUGCAGUGGUCCUAACAGAAAGCAAGGAGGUAAACAGCCAAUGUGAAUAUAGCAUCUAUAUUCUGUAAUGCACAUUUUAAGAGCCGGUAGAAGGGGUUAAGAGAAGUUUGGCUUGCGACAGGCUGGGCUAGCCAAUGCCAUAGGCUAUAAUUCCUGCAGGAUGUGUGACUUAUAGGGAGAAGAUACUGGACUGGGGUAAAGUUAUUCUUCAAUCACUUCUUUGUUUUGCUCAGCAGGAACAUCUGCCAUCCUCUACUGUCACUGGAGCAUUUCAGUGGCAUAUUACUGUACCUCCCAAACCACAACCUACCCCCUCUCCUACCAUUCCUAAAAUGAUUCCUUGUAAAUGCUGAGCAGCUUGUACAUGCUGAAAGGAAGUUCUGCUAACUGGGUGCAUGAGCAACAUGUGGUUGGCAGUGCUUCUUGCAACCUAAAGUUAAUCAAUGCACAACACACAGAGUUUCUGUAUCUAACAGUUAUUGGCUGAUUGCAUUUAUAUCCCACUUCUCCCCCAAGGAGUGUGAGGUGGCGUCCAUGGAUCGCCUCUCCUCCUCAUUUAAUCCCCACAAUGGCCCUGUGAGGUAGGUUCAUCUGGGAGGCAGGGACUGGCCUGAGGUCACACAGUGAGCUUCGUGGCCAAGUGGGGAGCUGAACCCUGGUCUCCCAGGUCCUAGCCCGACCCUCUAACCACAUCACUGCAAUGACUCAUUUUGUACAUGUGCCCAGUGUAGGUUUCCCAAUGGAUGUUACAGACCAGUGCAAGCAGCCCAGCCCAUUUCUGCUUUCCCUGUAACAUCCAACAACCUCUCCCCUCACAUAUAUCAUCAUCAUGCAACUGAACUUAAGUUCCUUCAUGUCUCCUUUAUUUCAGCAGCAUCAUAAAACACAGACAACUCCCCCCUUUAGAAUUAAUGGCAUUUUAAAUGGGCUGAACUGUGCCAAAUUGCUUCUAAUCCUGGAAAGUUCCAUGAAUGCAGAAUUCUAAGCAUCCCAUUUCUCUGAGCGCUCUGCCUCCAAUUCAGAUCAGAUGCAUUGCCUUUGUUUUUAUAGCCCCAGAAGAAGUCAUUCUAAACAAUAUUUGGCUGCUCCCUGGACUGAAGAAAGCAGGCAGGUGGGGAGUAGCUGAUGGCAGACUGAGGUGGUGGGAGCAGUGCCUCAUUUGUCCUAAGGGACCAACCUGCAGAUGGUCCCUUGUCUCUCUAGAGAGAGAAAACCCCUAGAGAACUGCUUCCUGGUCUGACUUGGUACAAGGCAGCUUCACAUGUCCAUUUGAUUGGGGAUUUGAGCUCAGAUCUCCCUGGUCAAAGUCCAGCACUCCACCCAGUGGGAAAUCUGUAGCUUUCUAAAUGUUGUUGGACUCCCAACUCUCACCAGUAUGGCCAGUGGUCAAGGAUGCUGGGGGUUGGAGAGCCACAGGUUCCCCAUCCUUGCAAUAUGUUACACCAACUUCUUCUUCCCCCUAAUUUAGCUCAUUCUCGUUGCAGGAAUAGUCGCCCUCUGGUCCCUUGCUCUGCUUGCGUUUGAGCGCUACAUUGUGAUUUGCCGUCCCAUGGGAAACAUGCGCCUCAGGGGGAAGCAUGCAGCUCUGGGAGUAGCCUUUGUGUGGGUUUUCUCCUUCAUCUGGACCAUCCCUCCUACAAUGGGCUGGAGCAGCUACACUACCAGCAAGAUUGGAACUACGUGUGAACCCAACUGGUAAGGCAACUCAGGGAUGCGGCAUUUGUUUGAUCAGCCCUAAUCCGGCAGAACCUAAAAACCUCGUGUGGUUUUUAUAGGUAUUCUGGAGACUAUAACAACCGUACUUUCAUCAUUACAUUCUUCACCACCUGUUUUAUCCUGCCCUUAUUGGUGAUUUUGAUAUCCUAUGGAAAACUGAUGCGGAAACUUAGAAAGGUAGGUGAGAACAUUUGCAAGAGAUACGAAUCCCUCUGAAGGAGUGCUUUGGCACCGGUGGGCUUUUGUGUCAAAGGAUUAGAUUUUGUAUGGAUCAAAUUUCCAAACUUUGGGAUCUUAAUUAGUCAUGUAUAUUGUGCACAUCUUAGGCUGUGAUUUGAUUAGUGCAGAUUCCUAGGCCAGGAGCAGGUUGAAUAUGUCUAGAUGCUCAGCGGAGCAGCAGAAAUCUGAACAACGUCACCUGUGUGGCUGACCCACUUUGUGCUGUUCAGGAGGAUGUUUAUGAGUAGUGCAGAUCUGGUGAUGGCAUUUCCAUCGUGCCAAGAGUGGUGGUACUGCAAGAUCUCAUGUCAUGCCACUCCCUUUUGCAAACAGUGAACUUCGUUUCAGCUUGAUCAUCUUAACAACAGCGUCUACACAGUUGCAAGUGUAGACGUAUUAGGAGAGUCACACAUGUUCAGAGUCCUGAAAACUGCAGGGGAAUUAAAUAUAUGAAUCUCUAUGACCCACAUGUAUGGGGUGAAUAACAAAAGAAUUGGUUAGGUGCCUCUCUAGGUUCAAAACACAGAGUUUACCACACUCUCCAGCAGCAAGGAGAGCACAGGCAGAAUACUCUUGGGCUUCAAACACAUGCUCUAAACUUGGAGUUUGCUUACAUAUGUCCUCCCUGAAAACAAAUAAACUGGGUCUAAAAAAUCCUACUGGUAUCCCUGCUUGCAGAUGUCAUCUAGGUAGAAAGCCCUUACUUUGCUCAUGCUUUUGAUGAGAUCUCCCCCCACUCUCUCUUUUCAAGGUUUCAGAUACUCAAGGCAGACUGGGCUCUACAAGGAAACCUGAAAGACAGGUGACCAAAAUGGUUGUCAUUAUGAUCCUUGCAUUUUUAAUCUGCUGGUCUCCUUACGCAGCCUUUUCAAUCUUGGUCACCACCUAUCCUUCCAUCAAACUGGACCCUCGCCUCUCUGCCAUUCCAGCGUUCUUUUCAAAAACGGCCACGGUGUAUAAUCCAGUUAUCUAUGCCUUUAUGAACAGUCAGGUACUGCACACCUCCUCUUUGGGUAUUUAAACCAAAUUGUUUCUGAGUCCAUGGGGAACAUUUCUGGUUUGUUUUUUCCAUUCCUGUUUUAACAAAUUGUUUCUGUCCACUUACGUGUUAAAUUAUUGCUUCACUCCCAUGAUUUAUGACAUCUUUUAUUCAGCUUGUUAUAUGCGCUAUUGAUUCUGGCUUGCAUUCCAGAAUAUAUUUACUUCAGAGUAACUCUAUUAAAAUCAGUUGCAGGGUUUUAGAAAGCAUGGGAUGAGGACUGUCCACAAUAUUGGCUACCAUUCCCCCUUCUGGGAGAAUCCUCUGAUUUAGGAGAUGAUGGGGCUUGGCCGAUUAUGUUGUUUUAGUGCAUGGGUAAGCAAGCUAAGGCCCGGGGGCUGGAUCUGGCCUAAUUGCCUUCUAAAUCCGGCCCACGGAAGGUCCAGGAAUCAGUGUGCUUUUACAUGAGUAGAAUGUGUCCUUUUAUUUAAAAUGCAUCUCUGGGUCAUUUGUGGGCCUGCCUGGUGUUUUUACAUGAGUAGAAUGUGUACUUUUAUUUAAAAUGCAUCUCUGGGUUAUUUGUGGGGCAUAGGAAUUCGUUCAUUCCCCCCCCCCCAUAUAGUCCAGCCCCCUACAAGGUCUGAGGGACAGUGGACUGUCCCCCUGCUGAAAAAGUUUGCUGAUGCCUGUUUUAGUGGUUCAUUUUAGGCAUGUGUACCCUUCGCUUUGAACAUGCAACAUAGAAACAAAGAACUGUAGAAUUGGAAGGGACCCAAAGGUCCAUCUAGCCCAGCCCUCUGCAAUGGCUUUCCAGGACACCUCACAUAAUUUCAGCACAACAAUAAUUAUUUGUGAUUUCAUUCCUAGUUCCGGAAGUGUCUCAUCCAACUGUUUCGAUGCAGUGGCCAAGAUAUUGCCGACUCCAACGUGAACCCGAUUUCAGAAAUGGCAGUGCUCACACACAGCAAAAAUGGCAGAGAGAUGUCCACAGCGGCACCGCCUCUUACUGUCUUCAGCCGGAGAAGUGAAGAUGAGCAAAGCAGCUGCCAUUCUUUCGCCCAGCUGACUAUCGCAGAAAAUCAAGUUUGUCCAGUGUGA